CCUUGGAGAGUUGGUUGGAGUAGGCUGCAGAUAAUAAAAUCGCCCCCUUCGCCCAACCUUCUAUUCUCUGGCCGGUUUCUCUUCGUUGCCGGCACUUUUACUUCGUUUCUCGACGUUCACUGCGCCUAUGGCGCGCCAUGCUUCGAAAUUAUCAUUCUUAAUCUUCCACUCCGUCGGUGCGCAGAUUGCCUGAAAUGUAUAUACCCCAGACGAACCCUCUCAAUCCUGAUUCCUCUCUGGCUCCGGCCAUAAGACUCGGACCGGGCCUCACAUCCGCACACGAACUCUCCAUACAUGACAAUCUUCCCCUUCUCAAGUCGGUCUCAUCCCAGGCGCGCCGGCUCCUUGCCCACGGCCUUGGCAUAAUCCCGACUGUCCAUGAUCAUGCAUCGAACCUACAAAAGCGAUCGGGGGCAAGCGUAAACACCACUAUCGGCGUGGUAGUUGGUAUUCUCCUGGCGGUAUUCCUGGUCGGCUUUUUCGCCUUCCUAUACUUUUACGGAAGGUCAAUUCGCUUUACUCGCAAGAGGCGUCAUCGUCGCAAAUCCUCCGGUUCAAAAGGCAACUCGGAAGGCGGCACCGGCGGUGGCACCGGCGAUCCUCCAGCGCCUGCAUAGCAGGUUUCGUUUAUUCCGAUUUUGGAUCGUCUUUACGAAGUUAUGCGGCUUGGAAAAAGUUAUGACUGCGAGCGGCAGCGCCCUACGAAGAUGGUAGAGGGAACACGAUGGGCAUAUAGCUCUAGUUACGGGGGUUUUAUCGGAUAGUUACAGAACGGCUUACACGGCGGCCAACAACAGAAUGAACGGGCUCUUGUUAUGAAUCACGAGUAACGUCUAUUUAAAUCGGGUUUAUCAUGUGUGUAUGAUACGAGAACAAGA
Molecule: messenger RNA, 878 nt
Organism: Daldinia loculata
Lineage: Eukaryota; Fungi; Ascomycota; Sordariomycetes; Xylariales; Hypoxylaceae
Exons: 1
Coding region: 195-617 (140 amino acids)
Source: RefSeq, a predicted model, not a curated record